Cercocebus atys (sooty mangabey) is the source of this 1659-nucleotide messenger RNA. RefSeq names its product chromosome unknown open reading frame, human C20orf96. The transcript is spliced from 10 exons. The record is from RefSeq and is a predicted model, not a curated record. Bases 163 to 1314 code for a protein of 383 amino acids. Lineage: Eukaryota; Metazoa; Chordata; Mammalia; Primates; Cercopithecidae.
CCUUGGAGACCGAGACGCUGGCGAAAGCAUCGGGUCUCCGGACCUUUGAGUGGCCCGGGUUACUGCGCGAUCUACACUGAGGCAAGGAAGUUGGAAAAGCCGAGUAGUUAUUCUAGAAGAUCAGUGUCUCACAGACUCGCAGCUUCUCUUCCAUUUUCCCCAAUGGCGCAUGUCUUACAAAAACCCAACCACUCUGGGACUCACUCCACAGUCUACGAGUUCCAGGUUUCGGAUUAUGUUCCAUGGCAGCAGUCCAAGCAGGAAACCAAGCCAUCUACUCUGCCUCCAGUCCAACAAGCCAACAGCCUUCAUAUAAGCAAAAUGAAGACUUUGACUAGGGUCCAACCAGUGUUCCACUCCAAGCCCACUAGAGUGGUGACAAGCUACCAGCCGAAGAAUCCACGAGAACUACAUAGAAGGCAGAAGUUGGACCCUGGGAAGAUGCAGGCCAAAAUCCGGUUAAUGAAGAUGAUGCUCAGGAACGGGAGGACCGCUCUGCGAGAGCUCCAAAGCCAUGAGAACUUCCUCACCAAGCUCAACGAGGAGCUGAUCGAGACCAUCCAGGACAUGGAGAACAGCACGACUCUGAACGUGCGGGCCCUGCUGCAGCAGCAGGACAUCCUAGCGACCAUCAUCGACAUCUUGGAGUAUUCAAACAAGAAGAGGCUGCAGCAAUUGAAGUCUGAGUUUCAGGAGUGGGAAGAAAAGAAGAAAUGCAAGAUGAGCUCUCUAGAGCAGCAGGCGGAGCAGCUGAAUGCCAAGAUUGAGAAGACCCAGGAGGAAGUGAACUUCCUGAGCACUUACAUGGACCAUGAGUAUUCCAUCAAGUCUGUCCAGAUCUCCACCCUUGUGCGCCAACUGCAGCAGGAUAAGGACAGUCAGCAGGAUGAGCUGGAUGACCUCAGUGAGAUGCGCAGAAAGGUCCUGGAAUCCUUGUCUGACAAGAUUCAGAAGAAGAAGAAAAAAAUUCUGAGUUCUGUGGUGGCAAAAACCCAGCGUCCCUAUGAGGAGGCUCUCCUACAGAAGAUAUGGGAAAGCCAGGACUUCCUGAAAUGCAUGCAAAGGUUCAGAGAAAAAAUCGAGAAAUCUUCUCAGCCACCUAGAGAUGAUUUCCUUUGUAUCCCACCAGAUGGUUCAACUCUUCUACAAAUGGAUCAAAGCCUUGUUCUUUUAAACAACAUAGUCCCCAGAAAAGCUGGUCCAGAGGAGGAAAUUCUUCCCAAGGAACCCACUCCCAACUUUCAUUUUUUUCAGAGUCUAUAUUCUUUCGUUCUGAAUCAUGAGUCACAUCCACUUCUCCUUUCAUUAAUAUAGUAACAGAAUGGUAAUUCUCCUUCUCAAUGAAAGAAUUCACAACUGAGGCAAAGCGAACAUUUUUCAGGUGAAGAGCUGCUUUUCCCCAGGUUUCCCUUUGAGCACAUUCUUCUCAGGUCUCACAGAAUUCCAGAUGACCUCCAGGGAGUUGGAAACUGCCGACUCCAACCGAGCCUUUCCUCUUCCCGAGGAGGACGCAACACGGAUGCUUGCAGCUGGUCACCAUGACUCUGACUCCGGGCACGGCUCCCACAGCUCUGUGCUGGCCGUCAUAGUGCGUGGAAGCCCGGCCAGUAAUUUCUAUUCUGCUUUCUGUCUCUGUGAAUUUGCCAAUACUAAGUACCU